CUCAGCGUCGCAAUUGGCAAGUGCGCUCCAAUGAAAAUAUGGAUGAAGCAGUCGAGAGACAGCUGUGGACCAACCGCGUUCCCAUCGCGUUCAAGCUUUCUGAAGCAGAUGAGCCGCGGCAUGGCGCAUCCAGCAAGCCCCGGCGCACGGACACCACUUGCUACAUGAUGGUGCCGCGCAUGGCAUACCUCCCGUUUGCGAGUGAAGCGCUCGCAUCCUUCUUCAGCAUUGACAUGCUGGAAAUCAUUGGCCCUGACGGCUCCCACCAACCAUCAUCGCUUCAAGCCAGCGAGCUGGAAGCGCAGGUCAAGGAGCAGCAGCCAAAGGUCCUCUGGUUCGAGUUCAAGGGAUACCCGCUCAAAUGGCACGUGCCGGUUGGUGUUCUGUUUGACGCCCUCACCGGCGACAUUGACGAUGUCGGCCGCCCCUGGGAAAUCACCGUCCACACAAAGAACUUCCCCGCCAAAGCGCUGCUGCCAUAUUCCACCAUUGAAGACCUGCAGAGACACUUCCUCUGCAGGCUGAAAGAAGCGUGCUUCAUCAAGCAAGGGACACUCAACCUGGAUGAACUCGGCGAUGUGCAGACGCUGAAGCGGCUCUGGUCCGGCCUCCUCUAUGACAACUACAACGACUUCCAAGAUGUGAACCAGCACCUGAUGUCCACGCCAGACAACAACUGGUUCAAGCAGUUCCCCUUCUGCCUGUACAUGACCGCGCGCACAGGCGACACAGGGCCAUGGGAGAUCACGCAGAUGGUGCGCGAGCCGUUUGGCGUGGCAGACGACGAAGGCAUGCCACUGACACUGUCCGACCUCUUGUCGGUGCUGCUGGGUGGCGGGUUCACGUACACCAACGCCACAGCAACAACCGAUGUUGAUGCUGAUGCAGAUGAUGACGAUGACAAUGGUGGUGAUGAUGGCGAUGAUGAUGAUGAUGGCACAGAGGACAAGGACAAGAAGGUGGUGAUGACGGCUGGCGAAGACAAUGAUGGUGGUGAGAAGCAGCAGGUGUCUGUGAUUGUGCAAGGUGUUGAGCCGCCACUUGACACGCCGCUGCAGUGGCUUGCAGCACACAUGUCCCACGCAGACAACUUUUGCCACGUUAUUGUUCGCCUGCCCUCCACGCCGUGAGCACACGUAAAAAGUGUGUGUGUGUGUGUGUGUGUGUGU
Salpingoeca rosetta is the source of this 1169-nucleotide messenger RNA. RefSeq lists its product as uncharacterized. The coding region runs from base 39 to 1130 and encodes 363 amino acids. Gene Ontology annotation, cellular component: Atg12-Atg5-Atg16 complex; phagophore assembly site membrane; cytoplasm. The record is from RefSeq and is a predicted model, not a curated record. NCBI's taxonomy places the organism in Eukaryota, Choanoflagellata, Craspedida, Salpingoecidae. Gene Ontology annotation, biological process: nucleophagy; C-terminal protein lipidation; autophagy of mitochondrion. The transcript has 9 exons.